UGAGAGGGGGCGAUUGCAGGGGAGAGAACGACGUCAUUGUGGUGGAGUCACUGUGACGGCGUCACUGUGGCGGUGGCGGUGUAAUUGGCGUGAAAAUAUUUGACGGUGACCACUCUUAGUGACAUGAAAAACGAUCACAGUGUUUUUUGUGUUCACGCGUGUUGAGAGCGUCUCUCUCUGGAACCUUCCUUCCAGACUCACGCGGAAGGAUGGUUGUCGUCGAUUCUUCGACUGAGCUGCGUUUUUUGUGUUUGUCGGACGAAUUUCACUCCCGUUUUGAUUUCCGUGCUCGGAUUAGUUACUGGUAUAUUGUUUUUAAGGCCAUCUUGGCCAAAAUCGAUUUUCUGGUGCGAAGGUUUCUGCUCGUAUUUCGCAGGUGCUUCGUUGCAGAACAGGUUUAAUCGGGACUGGUGUGGUAUCCGGACCGACUAGCCAACCUGGAUUUCGUCUGUCUCUGCACCCUGAUCAGAUUUUAGGUCUGAAAAAGGGCUCCUGUGGUGUGCGAUGCAGAAAAAUAGACGCGAAUUUGGGGAAAAUCCCAGGAUGCGUUGUACGCGCUCUUCGUCUAGGUUUGAUGUUCUUGGAGACAUAGAUGUUGAAUUCCCACUCGCCUGUGUGAAAAUUCCCGGUACAAGGGCUGCGGAAUUCACUUCUGCUGCAGAAAGAACUGGUGCUGUAGGGACUUCUGGACUACUUAAACAGGUAACGAUGCAGGCUGGGAUUAAGACCAAGUCAGGUCUCUGAAGCUUUAGAAAACUUGGAUGAGAAUUUCCCAGAGUUGCAGAACAUGAAUGUGAUGAAACUAGGAGACAAACCAACUGCUAAGGUUAAAACUCCUGGGAAACCUACUGGGAAUUCGCCUACACCUGUGACUGCAAAGAAAGAUGCAAUAGCUACUAGUAUAGAACCUACAGCUACAGGGCCCUUACUUACUGCUAAGCCUGGGCAGACCACUUCUGGGGACUUUGGGAAAGCUGGACAGAACUCCCAGGCUGCAGGUGCUGAAAAAACAGGGCAUAUGGGGACUGCUCCUCAAGCAAUUGCUAAGCAGCCACGGGAGAAGAAGCAAAUUACAAAUGGGGAUGCAGCUGCUAACAUCUCUGGGAAAGGACCUCUGCAUACCGGGGCUGCUACUCUAGCAGCUGGUCUGGCAGAAACUUUGGCUUUGACUCAGGGGGAUGUGCAUACUACUCCGGAACAACCUGCUAAGGCUCCACCUGCCGCUAAGGGUACUGUUGCUGCAGUUAAUGUAGGGGCAAAACUGAUUGAAAAAGCACCUGCACAAACUGAAUAUGGGGGUGCAGGGGCUGCUAGAGCUUGGUCUUCACUUUUCAAAGACAACCGGGACCCCUCAAAGGGCUUGAAAUUGAGGUAUAUCCCGCCGAAAGGCAAUUCUUUAGAUUUUACGGAUAGAGUCUUGCCCUCUAUGGUCGACAUGUGGGGAUUUUGUCUUGUGGGUUUCUUUACCGGGAAGUUUCCGGGCCUUAAAGCGGUGUAUGACUUGAAAAAAACUUGGGGGGUUACUUGCAUGGUUGAUAAGCAUAACAAGGGAUGGAUUAUUUUCAAAUUUAAAAAUGAUGAAGAUAGAUCAAAAGUUUUGAAUGGAGGUCCUUAUAACAUCUUUGGUAUACAACUCAUGUUAAAAACGCUUUCGGAAGAUUUUUCCUUUGAUGAUGAUGAAUUUCUCAAAGUCCCGAUUUGGGUAAAAUUUCCUAAUCUACAUAUGAAACUUUGGAAUGAGGAGGCUAUGAGUGAGGUUGCAUCUAUGGUGGGGGUCCCGCUUUCUACGGACAAAGUUACUCAAAAUAGGAGUAAUCACCACUUUGCCAGAGUUCUGAUUGAAGUUGAUGUUUCUAAACCACCCUCGCUUUCUUUUCCUAUACGGCUACCUUCCGGUAAGGUAGUCAAACAAAUGGUGGUUUAUGAAACUUUCCCUCACUUUUGUUUCCAUUGUAAAAUGUAUGGACACCACCCAUUCAUUUGCAAUAAAUUGGCAUCAAAAGAACGGGAUUUGGCUACUGUUGAUAAGAAAGAGGAUAUUGUGAAUGAGGGUUCUCAAGUGGAAAUUGUGGGAACUACUGUACCUGCUGCCCAGCCAGCCCAGGAGCCUCCUGCUGCUGCUUACCCGACCGGGUGCUGCACUGACCCAACCGAUACUGGGCAGGCAGUGUCCCAGGGGUCUGCCAGCGCUGUUUUGGAUGGUACUAUGGGUUUGCACACAGACCAAGGGAUUGCAGGGACUGAGCCCACUGCCCAGGGGGCUAAAUCGGAUUCCAUGCCCGAAUCAGAGGAGGAAGAUGACACAGAAGAUGAGGAAUCUGAUGAUGAGCCGAAAGAUGAGGAGGAACAGAGAAUUCUUGACGAAUACUGGGAAAAAAUUACUCAAUAUAAGAAGAUGAAGAAAAGGAUGGUAGCUGAGCCUGCUCAAAUAGGUUUAGGCUGAUUUGAUAUUGUUUCCCACUGCCGUUUAUUUGAUUGUUUGUAUUUGAUUUCUCUGAUUAGGUGGAUAUGGGGAAUGCCCCAUUAUUUUGUUGAUGCAUUAUAUUUAGGUUAGAUUCAUCUAACUUAGAUAGUCUUUCUAGAUUUUGUGUGAUACAUUGUAAAAUGUUAUUUUUGGGUGUUUUUUAUAUAUACUUACAUUUCAU
Molecule: messenger RNA, 2645 nt
Organism: Cuscuta europaea
Lineage: Eukaryota; Viridiplantae; Streptophyta; Magnoliopsida; Solanales; Convolvulaceae
Source: the annotation of a GenBank genome assembly